Amoebophrya sp. A25 is the source of this 788-nucleotide messenger RNA. NCBI's taxonomy places the organism in Eukaryota, Dinophyceae, Syndiniales, Amoebophryaceae. The record is from the annotation of a GenBank genome assembly.
GAACAUAUUUAUAACUUUAGAAGUUUUUACUGAAGAUCGAAGAUAAGGUUGAAUGGUUCCGGUAUUUGGUAACCUGAAUUUCAUCAUAAGGGAAAACAAGAAGAGAACCCUUAGGAUCAAACUCAGGCUUCCAAAUACCAGAGCCAUACAUUUAGUUUUUACUGAAGAUCGAAGAUAAGGUAGUUUCAAGUUGCAGUUUUUUGUGUAAAGAUGUGAGUGAACAGUACUAAAGUUUAGAAGGAUGUCGGUACUUACAGAUGAUCGAUAGUGUAAGUACAAAGUGAGAGGAUGUAGAUCAUCAUCAUUUUUACAGCUACCAGUGUACGUAAACGUAGGAGCAAAAAUAGAAAACAUUGACCUUUUUUAGAAUGCAAGAGGAAGGCAGUUACGGUAAAAACAGGCAAAAAAAGGGGCUCAACCAACCAAGACACUGUAAAAUAUAUCACAGGCAUUUUCGAACUUUCUUUCUUUCAACAAACAACAACUGUACGACAAACGAAGGUAGUACGAAAUAGGCUUAUUGAGUAGGUUUUUUCUGUCAAGGUUAACGACAAACGAUGGUAGUACGUAGUAGGCUGCUUAAGUAGUGGGCUUUUUUUUCAAGGUUCUCUUGCUUGCGAAUGGCGUGAUCUCCUUCUUACAAACGAUUAGACUCAACGUUUCACGACUUUCAAAGCUCAAACUUCGUUCUCGAGGUCUUUCAGUUGAUAAAGUCGCUGGUGACUAGUUGUAGCGUAUAGCGUCUUCACACUCUCGAGCUGUUUAAAUUUUUAAAGCCACGAUAGCAC